AUGAAAUCCAGAGUCACAGACAGGAUCCGAAACCUAAUCUUCAGCAAUUGGGAACCAGUAGACAAAAUACACAUACCAACCAGCGAUCGAGGGGCCACCGGAGGGAGGCGGAGAUGGAGCAUAAUUUCAACUACGACGAGCACGAGCACGAACACGAAGUCUAUGGCGGCGAUAUUCCCGACGACGCCGAGAUGGAUGCUGACCUCGAUAUGUCCUCUGGUAGGGCUGACGAAGAAGGCUACGACGAUGCCGAGCCUACUAACGCCAACUCGAAGGACUUGGAGGACAUGAAGAGGAGGCUUAAAGAGAUCGAGGAGGAGGCCGGUGCUCUUCGGGAAAUGCAGGCCAAGGUUGAGAAAGAGAUGGGCGCUGUUCAAGAAGAUUCAUCCAGUACCUCUGCAACUCAGGCUGAAAAGGAGGAAGUAGAUGCUCGAUCGGUAUACGUUGGUAAUGUUGACUAUGCAUGCACUCCUGAAGAGGUUCAACAGCAUUUUCAAUCAUGUGGAACAGUGAACAGAGUCACGAUUUUGACUGACAAAUUCGGUCACCCCAAAGGAUUUGCUUAUGUUGAGUUUGUGGAAGUUGAUGCUGUACAGAACGCUUUGCUGUUGAAUGAGUCAGAGUUGCAUGGUCGCCAACUAAAGGUCUCCGCCAAGAGGACAAAUGUCCCUGGCAUGAAGCAAUACCGAGGAAGGCGACCGAACCCUUAUGGCUUUCGAGGUCGCCGCCCUUUCAUGGCAGAUGCACCUUUUUAUCCUUCGUAUGGUUAUGGAAGGGUUCCGAGGUUCAGGCGGCCGAUGCGGUACAGACCAUACUAGGAGGGUGUAUAAUGCUCGUACUACUACCGCAAACGAUUGUUCGGGUUCAGCAGUUCAUUCGUCAAGGGCUCAAUUUCCAUCUCUAUAACUUGGAGGGUGUGGAUUGUACUCUAUUCAUGUUUUAAAAUCCGACUCGAGUUUUUUUUAUGAACUUGGUACCAGUUUUAGCUUGUGGGGGUUAAGAUUUGUGGUUUGCUUCUUUAGUUUGCUCUGGAAGAGCUAAAAAACCAUUAGAGAAUUUUAAAGAAAGAAAAUUGUAUGGUGAAUUGGAACUGAUCAUGACGUAGAAUUCUUUGUUAUUUAAGAAGUAAUUAUAAGUUGAUAUGAA
Messenger RNA from Cucurbita pepo subsp. pepo (vegetable marrow), 1146 nucleotides. RefSeq names its product polyadenylate-binding protein 1. Gene Ontology annotation, molecular function: poly(A) binding. The record is from RefSeq and is a predicted model, not a curated record. NCBI's taxonomy places the organism in Eukaryota, Viridiplantae, Streptophyta, Magnoliopsida, Cucurbitales, Cucurbitaceae.